Messenger RNA from Akanthomyces muscarius, 1059 nucleotides. RefSeq lists its product as uncharacterized. Lineage: Eukaryota; Fungi; Ascomycota; Sordariomycetes; Hypocreales; Cordycipitaceae. The coding region runs from base 1 to 1059 and encodes 352 amino acids. The transcript has 2 exons. The record is from RefSeq and is a predicted model, not a curated record.
AUGCUAGUCAUGACAAAAGGGACGCGUCAUUGCCAGCUUUAUAUAGACAGCAGCUCAACUUCACAUGGUUUCUUGGAAGGGAAGAAUCGCUUUAUAAUUGUAGGUAAAAGCCACAGUCCGAUCAGCAUCAUCACCUACCUAGCCGCGAAACAUCCAAGCACAUUCCGCAAUAUGGCUGAAGCAAUCGGCAUCGCGGCUGGAGCUCUGGCCUUUGCGUCCUUUGCAUACAACAGCGUCAAGAGCCUCGUCGACUUCAUCGAAGCGCUGAACCACGCAAAGCUGCAAGAUGUGCGCCAAGACCUCCGGGUGCUGGCAGGCAUUAUCCGAUCGCUCCAGGCGGAUCUGGAGCGGGCCGACGGCCGCCGGGACCUGAGCGCGAACCAAAAGGAGAGCUUGACACAUAUAAAAAAUGCUCUGGAGGGCUGCAAGAUGCGCUGCGAUGACUUCGGUCAGCAUCUGCGACAGAUCCUUUCGAGUUCAGCGGGUGCUGUCGAAAACGAAAACCUCAGCAAGGUUGAUCGGCUCCGCUUACACUUCAACGAAGGGGUGAUUAAGCUGUUCAGGUCCAACUUGCAGGACUGCAAGUUGACGCUCAGCAUCGCGCUUCAGCAUCUGCAACUCAGGAAAAGUACCGAUGGUGGCAGUGACGGGUCUCUGCGACAGCUCAACGACACGGUGGCAAGGUUCGUAAGCGAAGCUACUGGCCAGUUCGAGGGACUCCAGAAAGCUAUAGAUGUGAUUUCAGCGACUAGCGCCAACAUUUCAAGAACCGACGUCGAUGCUGUUGUAUCGUCGCUGAAUGCCCAAGCAAAUAUGCUCAAGCAGUGUCUACUGGUGUGCGAGGGUGCUCUGAAGGACACAACCACUGCUUCGGUAAAUGUGAGAAAUAACCAGCUCCUUAGCAAGGCACGCAUGAUCGUUGCGGAUGCUGGGGGUGGUCGCAGCGCGGGUUUGUCAAUGCAGGUGGAGGGGUCUAUAGCCAAGGAUGAGAGUCGCAUUUUCGUCAUUACUGGGGCUACCGACAUGGCUGCUUUGUCGCAGUUGUCUGAUCCCAAGUAA